This is a messenger RNA of Peromyscus eremicus (cactus mouse), 2382 nucleotides long. Its product is annotated as fibroin heavy chain-like. Bases 1 to 2298 code for a protein of 765 amino acids. The transcript is spliced from 3 exons. Lineage: Eukaryota; Metazoa; Chordata; Mammalia; Rodentia; Cricetidae. The record is from RefSeq and is a predicted model, not a curated record.
AUGCCGCGUCGAUCGUGCAGAGCUGUCCGGCUGGGCUGGGUUCGCCCUCGCUGUCCGUCCCUGACUGUAUCCACUGGGGACCUACAGAAGAGGCCCCCGCCACUGGUCCACCGUAUUCCCCAGUCUCCCUGGGUUAAUUCCAUGGACGAGUGUCUGAACAUGGCUGACAGCAGCCUGUCUUUAGAAGAUGAUGAGGCUUUAGCUGAUUCCCAGGAGCACCCUGGGCGCGUGGCGGUUGUCCACACGAAGCGAUAUGCAGUGGAGAAGGCUUGGGACUUACUCAUCGGAGUCUUUUCCUCAAUGUUCUUGUGUGGCCAGCACGACUCAGUGCCGACUCUGUCGGCUUCCAGGAUGCCCCGAAGCUCAAUGAUUCUGAAGGUGGUCUCUACUAAGGGCAGAGCAACGCUCAGUUUUGUUCUGGCGCAGCCCGUCCUGAUUAUAUGGUCUUUCCUCACUGGCUACCUCUCGACUCAAUCUAGGAAGGAGAUACAGAUUAGUGCUCUCCAAGAGAGCAGCCAAAGCAAAAGCAAAAGAAUGCGAGCAAAGAAAAAGAAAGACCUCAUUACUUUGGGAAAAGGUGAAGGAUCUGCCAAGCAGGAGAAAGAUUCCCCAGUCACCAAGAGGCCUUCUGGUCAGGGAAAGGACUCUGAUGGCGAUGUGAGUGCCCCAUCUGCAUUUGGACGUCUGAUUGUCAACAAUGUGCUCUCUUCUUUUACACCCAGGCCGGGUCCUUUGGGUGGGGGUAUCUGUUUCAAGAACUCAGCAAAGAGCUGUAUUAAAAAAUCCCAGAUAGCCUUCAAGAGCUCAUACAAACGAAAUGCCAUUGCCAGCUCCUACAGUUCCACUCUAGCACAGUGGCCACCAGAGAGAAUUUAUGCACGUGAUACCCGAGCUGCUGUCCCUGGCACUGCUUCAGGCGCGGCCACAGGUGCUGCUGCACGUGCACAUGCUACCGGAGGGGCUGCCCCAGAUGCUGCUGCAGGUGCUCCUAGAGCUGCUGCUGCAGGUGCUACCCAAGGCGCUGCCCCUGACGCCGUUUCAUGGGCUGCCAAAGGCGAUGCUGCACGUGCAACCCGAGGUGCUGCCCCUAGUGCUGCUACAGGUGCUGUCCCAGGUGCUGCUGCAGGUGCUGUCCCAGGUGCUGCUGCAGGUGCUGUCCCAGGUGCUGCUCCAGGUGCUGCUUCAGGUGCUGCUGCAGAUGCUGCUCCAGGUGCUGCUUCAGGUGCUGCUGCAGAUGCUGCCCUAGGUGCUGCUGCAGAUGCUGCUCCAGGUGGUGCUUCAGGUGCUGCUGCAGAUGCUGCCCUAGGUGCUGCUGCAGAUGCUGCUCCAGGUGGUGCUUCAGGUGCUGCUGCAGAUGCUGCCCUAGGUGCUGCUGCAGAUGCUGCUCCAGGUGCUGCUUCAGGUGCUGCUGCAGAUGCUGCCCUAGGUGCUGCUGCAGAUGCUGCUCCAGGUGGUGCUUCAGGUGCUGCUGCAGAUGCUGCCCUAGGUGCUGCUGCAGAUGCUGCUCCAGGUGGUGCUUCAGGUGCUGCUGCAGAUGCUGCCCUAGGUGCUGCUGCAGAUGCUGCUCCAGGUGGUGCUUCAGGUGCUGCUGCAGAUGCUGCCCUAGGUGCUGCUGCAGAUGCUGCCCCAGGCGCUGCUUCAGGUGAUGCUGCAGAUGCUGCCCCAAGUGCUGCUUCAGGUGCUGCUGCAGAUGCUGCUCCAGGCGCUGCUUCAGGUGCUGCCCCAGGUGCUGCUGCAGAUGCUGCCCCAGGUGCUGUCCCAGGUGCUGCUCCAGGUGCUGCUCCAGGUGCUGCUUCAGGGGCUGCUGCAGACGCUCUGCCACUCCCCAGCCCAGCCUCAUCCCGGUCAAAGCGGGCUGCAAAGAAAGGCAGAGAGAAAGGCCGCUCAGCUUCAGGUGACCCUAUCCCAGGUGCUGCACCACCACUCCCCAGCUCAACCUCGUCGCGGUCGAAGGGGGCUCCAAAGAAAGGCAGUGAGAAAGGUCCCGAAGCUUCAGGUGACUCGAAAAAAAAGGAAAAGAAAAAGAGGAAGGCCAAGAAAGCAGCUAUCACAGAUGCUCCUCAAGUCAAGCAAGGAGACCCAAGGAACGACCUCCCUGCGCCUGAUAUCCCAAAGCCUGUGAGACGCAAGGUCCCUCUGUUGCCGCCUCAUAGAAGAGACAUCCCAUUGAUUUUGCCCCCACCUCUAGAACUAUCCUGUCGAAUCACGGCAGAAGACUUUGACUUAGAGAAGAAAACUGCCAUGCAGUGGAUCAACAGGGUCUUGAGGGAUGAUGGAGCCAAGGCCCGAUGUAAUUAAUUGACCUGAGGAUGGCUGCAUGCCACUGGAUACAUAAUACUGAUCUCCAAGCCCGAGUGACCAGUUUCUGUACUCUGUGUAGUA